CUUCUGGGAGGAACCGGUGACGAUUCGCUUCUCGCAGGACUUGGUGGGCCCGCAGUCCCGUCGCUCGUCUCUGUCCAUGCGCCAUCGACAUCGCAGCUCGAGUAGCAGCAGCCUCAGCGUCUCGGCGUGUAGCAAUAGCAGCGCAGUCAGCAGCUACCCAGCCCCCAACGCAGCGGUGCCUCGAUGCUGGCAUUUGAGUCCUGAUCAGUCCUACGAGGACUACGAGGUGGUAUUCACGGAGGACAAGUUGGGAUUGACACUCAAGAGCCAAGAGCAAGUGGACCCAUCCGGCAACAGAAUCCCUGUGACCAUCGUCAAGUCCACAAUUUUCAGCGUCGGUCAAGUCUCACAUCAGAUCCGCGAGGGCGACGUGCUGCAGUCGGUGAAUGGAGAAAGCAUCGCUAACUUGGAGUUCCAGGAUGUGCUCCGUAUCCUCAAGAUCGCGCCAAGACCAAUCCGCUUGCGGUUCCGUACUAGAUAUACACUGCGGGGUGUUCGACGAGCAUGGUCGGUGUCAGAUGACCAGCAGGAGGUGUCGUCCAGACGGUCCAGUACCAGUAGUAUGGACAGUGAUCUGCGAAUGCCAAUCGCAGCAGGGCCUUUCAUGUUUCCCGAGCGCCCGGGGUUGGAAGAGGAUCGAGACGACUCAGACAGUCAAGAUGCAGUCAUGUCCGAGAGUUUUGGCGACGCUGAUAGUGCGCGAUCAACUGAAAACAGCUCGUCAUCGCGGCUAGCAGCGUUCUUACGACCUUUUCGUCGUGGCGACGGCUUUGACGGAGGUAGAUUGGAGCUUCGUAUGGGCAUUGUACCGGCAUCGCCGCGUACAGAGAUUUUUCUCGAGUCGCCAUCAAAGGCGGCGAUCCACGUGCGUUGGCGUGUGCAUUCCAACGCGACAUCGUACCAUUUACAGUUCUCUCGAGACUGGACGAUGAAGGUAUGGAAGAACUGGUCCGGCCGGCCUCGACGAUCAAGUGAGAACGAACGCGAGCUCGUCACGACGAUCUUUGGUCUCGACUAUUCGAAAAGCUACGUGGUGCGUGUGCGCUACGAGUUCAGCGGUGGCCACGGCCCUGGCGAAUGGAGCUCACCAAGUGCAUCAAUUACUACCAUCAGCCACGUCGACGCCAUGCACCAUCGGAUCGUACAGCCGCGGACGCAGCGAGGAUGA
This is a messenger RNA of Phytophthora infestans T30-4, 1168 nucleotides long. RefSeq lists its product as uncharacterized. Gene Ontology annotation, molecular function: protein binding. The transcript has 5 exons. Lineage: Eukaryota; Oomycota; Peronosporomycetes; Peronosporales; Peronosporaceae. The record is from RefSeq and is a predicted model, not a curated record. The coding region runs from base 77 to 1168 and encodes 363 amino acids.